Molecule: messenger RNA, 1274 nt
Organism: Harmonia axyridis
Lineage: Eukaryota; Metazoa; Arthropoda; Insecta; Coleoptera; Coccinellidae
Gene: Ostgamma
Product: tumor suppressor candidate 3
Exons: 7
Coding region: 135-1118 (327 amino acids)
Cellular component (GO): oligosaccharyltransferase complex
Source: RefSeq, a predicted model, not a curated record
UACCAAGAUCUGUGAUUAAACGUCAAAUCUGUCAUCUUAUGUGGCCCUGACCGGUUGGCAAAUGUAAAUGAAAAGAUUGAUAAGGUUCUACUUUUGGAAAAAACGAUAGGAAUUUAUUUUUUAUUAAUUUCAAAAUGAAGGCAUUAACAAUAUGCCUUAUUUCAAUUUUGUUUAUUUACAUAGGUUUUGCCGGUGGACAAUCUAAAAAGCCUAGUCUAUCACUGGAGGAAAGAUUCGAGCAAUUGAAUUUCGUUUAUAAAAAUAGACCUGUUGUUAAAUUCAAUGGAAAUCAAUUUCGUACAUAUGUGAAAGGAGCACCCAGAAACUAUUCCAUGAUAGUUAUGUUUACCGCUUUGGCUCCUCAAAGACAAUGUAUGAUUUGUAGACACGCCAGUGAUGAAUACCAUAUCGUUUCCAAUUCUUUCAAGCAUUCACCUAGCUAUUCAAAGAAAUUAUACUUUGCUAUUGUUGAUUUUGAUGAAGGGUCUGAUGUUUUCCAAAUGAUGAAAUUGAAUACUGCUCCAGUCUUUAUGCAUUUUCCAGCAAAAGGAAAGCCACAAAAGGCUGAUACAAUGGAUAUAUCAAGGGUUGGGGUAUCAGCUGAAGAAAUAUCUAAGUGGAUAGCAGACAGAACUGAUAUACAGAUUCAUGUUAUAAGACCUCCAAAUUACUUAGGAACGGUUGCUGCAAUAAUCUUAUGUGGAUUAGUAGCAGGUUUCUUGUAUUUGAGAAGAAACAACUUGGAUUUCUUGUACAAUAAAACUAUGUGGGGAAUGACUUCACUUUUCUUUUGUUUUACAAUGAUAUCAGGGCAAAUGUGGAACCAUAUAAGAGGUCCUCCUUUUCUCCAUCAGGGUCAGAAUGGACAAAUUGCCUAUAUCCAUGGUUCAUCUCAAGGACAGUUUGUUGUUGAGACUUACAUUAUCAUGAUAUUGAAUGCUGCUGUUGUAAUUGGCAUGAUUCUCUUAACAGAAGCGGCUAGAGGUAAACGAGAUCCAAAUAAAACUAAAAUAAUGGCUGUCACUGGCCUCAUUCUAGUCUCUGUUUUCUUCUCUUUGUUACUGUCCAUUUUCAGAACCAAGACUCAAGGUUAUCCUUAUAGGUUGCUGUUCACUUGAAGUUAUACCUGUUGAGUUGCUGUAUAAUUUUUGUUACAAUUGCUCUUCGAGUAGAAAAAUAUUCUACAUCUUCUAAAACCAUGAUGGAAAGUUCAAAUUGUAAAUUUGAAAUUGUAAUUGGAAGGGACAAAAAUAAAUACAAGUUGAAAAUUAGAA